This is a messenger RNA of Amborella trichopoda, 2411 nucleotides long. Its product is annotated as L-type lectin-domain containing receptor kinase S.1. Gene Ontology annotation, biological process: protein phosphorylation. Gene Ontology annotation, molecular function: carbohydrate binding; ATP binding; protein kinase activity. The record is from RefSeq and is a predicted model, not a curated record. NCBI's taxonomy places the organism in Eukaryota, Viridiplantae, Streptophyta, Magnoliopsida, Amborellales, Amborellaceae.
UUGAAGCACACCUUACCGCUAUAAUAUGAGGAUGCAAUCUUGUAUAAAAUGUUUCCUUAUAUGAAUUUGUAUACAAGAGAGUGAGAGGGAGAGGAGCACAUAUAUACCCAGAACUGUCCAUUCCCAAUUAUGGAUGGUUGAGAUGAACCAUCCAUCCAAUGUGCCAUCACAAACUCUGGUUGAUUUUAGUCCUCCAUAAAGCAGGCAAAACCUUAUUUGAGGAUACUUUUUAGGGCUCGUAAUUUUGGGAUGAAAGAUUGAACAGAGAUCUCUUUCAUGCCUGUGUUUUCAAAAAAUGAUUGCUCUGUAUCUGAUUUCAUGUCCAUGGCUGUCUCUCUUCUCACUGCUACUUGUCCUCUCUCAGAACCCUGCAAUGGCGAUUGAAUUUGACUUCAAUGGCUUCAAUGACGGCGACAUACCCAUAAUCGGGGCGGCAAAACUCGAUGGUAGAACCAUCCACCUUACUGGAGCGGAUUCCACCAGAUCCAUUGGCCGUGCCUACUUUCCCACUCCUCUUACCAUCAAAUUCCAAAAUUCCACUAACAUGUCAUCCUUCUCCACCAGCUUCAUCUUCUCCAUCCUCAGUCGAACCCCUGAAACCACCCGAAACCGCGGCCUUUCGUUUUUCCUAUCGCCCCCUAUUGAAGGACAUGUCCCCAAUCUCGUGAGCCUCAUCGAUGUCGAGUUUGGCACCAAUUUUUACCAAGAAUUUGGCAGAAACCAUGUUUAUGUCCGACCUCCUCCUCCUCUCCCCAUUGUUAACAACCCUGCAGGAUAUUGGAGCUCGACUACCAGUUUCGAGUCUCUAGACAUACGUUCUGGUCAAAAUAUCCAGGUUUGGAUCGAUUUCGAUGGCCCCAAUCUCACCAUCAAUGUUACAAUUGCGCCUGCCGGCACAGCCCGUCCAGUCCGUCCACUACUCUCAUACCGCAAUGACAAACUUCAGGAAUCCCUCACUGCAGAGGUGUUUGUAGGAUUCUCGGGGUGGAGGUGGAAGCGCAAUGAGUGGCAACGGGUCCUCGCCUGGAGCCUCAGCACCGAUGGCCCGGCUCCUCCCCUCAACACCUCGAACCUCCCCGUCCUCUCUGUGGAAGAGUCCUCUUCUUCUAAAUCCGUAGCUUUUAUAGCUGGAAUCUCAGCAACUUGCGUUUUGGUGUUUCUCUCUUUGGUGAUCGGAAUCAUCUAUAAGGUGUUUUUCAAGAAGGGGAGUUCAGCAGUGGAGGAGUUGGAGGAGUGGGAAAGCGAGUAUUGGCCACACAGGAUCCCCUUAGAGGUCCUGCACAAAGCCACCAAGGGGUUCUCGAAGGAGGGCUUACUGGGUUCUGGUGGGUUCGGGAAAGUAUACAGAGGGACCCUUCCCGAUUCGAACUUGGAGGUUGCGGUGAAGUGCGUGUCGCGAACAUCUAAGCAAGGGAUACGAGAAUUUUUAGCAGAGAUAUGGAGCAUGGGGCGGUUACAGCACCGGAGCCUGGUACAAUUGAGGGGAUGGUGCCGGCAAGACGAUCAGCUCAUGCUCGUCUAUGACUUCAUGCCCAAUGGCAGCCUUGACAAACGCAUAUUCGACUCCCCUCGAAAUCUCAUGAAUUGGGAAGAUCGACUGCGAGUGGUCACCGAUGUGGCGGAGGGACUCCUAUACCUGCAUGAGGGAUGGGAGCAACAGGUGCUUCACCGUGACGUGAAAUCGAGCAACGUGCUGCUCGAUGCUGAUAUGAGAGGGCGGAUAGGGGACUUCGGUCUCGCGCGGCUCUACCAGCACGGCCAGACCACACAGGCCACACGCAUCGUGGGCACCAUGGGGUACCUCUCGCCGGAGCUAGGACGCACCAUGGCACCCACCACCGCGAGUGAUGUGUAUAGCUUUGGGGUUGUAGCUUUGGAAGUGGCGAGUGGGAGGAGGCCCGUAGAUUUUACGACUGAUCAGGUGCUAGUGGAUUGGGUCCGCGAGCUCUACUACGAAGGUCGACUUCUCGACGCGGCGGAUAGCCGUAUCGCCGGCGAAUAUAGGGAGGCAGAGAUGGAGGUGGUGCUUAAAGUGGGCUUGGCAUGCUCUCAUCCGAACCCGAAGAGGCGACCAUCGAUCCGGCAGGCACUGCGCGUACUACUUUGCAUGAACCUUGAUGAGUGCCAUUGAAGAGGGCUCAAUCCCUUGGUACUCCUAUAGAAAAGUUUACAUACACUACUUUACUACGGGCCGCCCAUCAUCUAAUCCCCACGAGGAAUGGUGGAGAUUAAUUGUAUUAGCAUAGCCAAGGAUUUUAAAAAGCCCCGCACAACAUGCAGCCUUUUACUCGGUAGUAUUUUCAUAUUCGAUUUUUUCAGAUGUAACCUCUUUGAUCUAGAAACUAACCUUUUAAAAGAAGUUCAUGGCAUUUUGUACAUGCUGAAAAUAAAGUAUCACAUUUGAAUUGGUA